AUGUAUUUCAGGAGGUUUGCGGCGGCGCGAGUGGGGCAGCGGCGCGCACGCACCAUGUUUGCCACCAUCAAGAACUUCUGGAAGGUCUGCCGUUAUGGCGACCUCUACAUGGUUCUGGCGGCGCUGGCCGCACAGUCCAUCAACAUCUCGGUGGGCUUCUGCCAGGGUUUCUCCGCGGUACUACUGCCGCAAUACACGCACGAGCACCCAAACAUCACAUACGAACAGAGCUCAUGGAUUGAUACAGCGAGCUUGGGCGUGAUCUCGAACCCGGUGGGUGCGUUAUUGGGCGGCAUGAUGGUGGAUGCGCUCGGCCGGCGGCUGCUGCUGCAGUCCAUCGUGCUGCCCAACCUGCUGGGCUGGCUCGUCAUCGCCUUCUCUGACACAUACCUCUUCCUCUGUGUAGGAAGAUUCGUCACCGGAUUUACUAUUGGUAUGUCAACGGUGUCCUAUAUUUACGUAGCGGAAAUAACAACACCUGAAAAACGAGGAGUAUUGAGUGCUCUUGGACCCGGUCUCGUGUCCACUGGAAUCUUCGUCGUUUACUCGCUAGGAGCCUUCAUACAUUGGAGGAAGGUCGCCGCGAUCUGCGCCGGAUUCUCACUUCUCACACCGUUCCUGAUGUAUUUUGUUCCCGAAUCACCUCUCUGGUUGGCUUCCAAGGGUCAAAUGAAAGAGGCUUAUAACGCUCUAUUCUGGCUGCGACAGAACAACAGCACGGCCCAGCAGGAACUGAUGGAGUUCACGAAAGACCGAAAGACCAGUGAGAAUAUGACUUUGAAACAGAAGCUCGGUCUCUUUAAGCGGCGAAACGUGUUAAAACCCUUCGCUUUGCUCAUCGUGUUCUUCGUAUUCCAAGAGAUGUCUGGUAUCUACGUGAUCUUGUACUACGCGGUGGAUUUCUUCAAGUCAGUGGGCACAAGUGUCAAUGAGUUCACAGCUUCCAUCAUCGUCGGUGGUGUGAGAGUGUUCAUGGGUGCUGUGGGAGCUUGUCUGAUCAACAGCUUCAGACGGAAGACUUUAGCUGCUGCAUCAGGGCUGCUGCUGGGUGUGGCAAUGCUGGGCGCUGCGGUGUGCGACAGUCUCGACGGGCCGCCAUUACUGAAGCUGGCCUGCGUGCUCCUGCACGUGUCUUUCAGUAUGGUCGGCUUCUUGCAACUGCCCUGGAUCAUGUCCGGGGAAUUAUAUCCUCAGGAUAUCAGAGGCAUCAUAAUACUACUUGACGAGCAACGGGACUCUGUAUUUGUUCGGUGUUUGCGCGUUGUUCGGUGCGGCGUACUGUCUGCUAUGCCUCCCGGAGACGAAAGGAAAGACUCUAUCCGAGAUCAUGAGACAGUUUGA
Papilio xuthus (Asian swallowtail) is the source of this 1341-nucleotide messenger RNA. Its product is annotated as facilitated trehalose transporter Tret1-2 homolog. The coding region runs from base 1 to 1341 and encodes 446 amino acids. Gene Ontology annotation, biological process: transmembrane transport. Gene Ontology annotation, cellular component: membrane. Gene Ontology annotation, molecular function: transmembrane transporter activity. NCBI's taxonomy places the organism in Eukaryota, Metazoa, Arthropoda, Insecta, Lepidoptera, Papilionidae. The record is from RefSeq and is a predicted model, not a curated record. The transcript is spliced from 6 exons.